CAGUGACUCCUGCCCGGAAAAUGUCCAGCCCUGACAUAAAGGCCCCGGGUGUCCACGAGCUGCUGUCACUCAGGAGGCCACACAGUCCAAGAUGGGCUCUGUGCAAGCAUCCCGGAUAGGGCUUGCGGGAGGACGGGGGAUGUUGGCAUUGCUGCUGGCCAGUCUCCUCCUGCAAGGGACCUUGGCCAAGAGCAUUGGGACCUUCUCAGACCCCUGCAGGGACCACACGAGUAUCACCUCCCCCAGUGACCCCUGUCUCCUGGGGAAGGGGAGCUCCAGCAGCUUCAGUAGCCAAAGUGGCUCCAGCAGUUCCAGCAGUUUCCUUUCGAGUUCCAGUGGCUCCCGUGGUGGCUCCAGUGGCGGCUCCAAUGGCUCCAGUGGCGGCUCCAAUGGCUCCAGUGGUAGCUCCAGCGGAUCCAUUGCUACCCAGGGUCGUUCUUCAGGAUUAUCGUUAUUUAAGCCAGGAACGGGGUAUUCCCAGAUAAGCUACUCCUCUGGACCUAGCUCUAGUCUACAGGGUGCAUCUAGUUCCUCCCAGUCAGGAAGCCUCAGCUCCCAGUCUGGAGGAGGCUCGAGCUCUUCUGUUUCCCAGACCUCCUCGUUGUCCAGCAGCAGUGGCCAGGAGGUCAACGCCAAGCUGAGCCCCUGUAGUUCCAACAUCCCUGACUCUCCCUGCAGUGGGGGACCCAUCGUCUCGCACUCUGGCUCCUACAUCUCCAGCUCCCAUUCUGUGUCUGGGGGUAAAAUGCCUGUAGUGGUGGUGGUGGAGCAGCAUGGCUCUGGUGGCCCCAGAGUGGGUCAAAGCGUCCCCUGUAGCAAUGGUGGCCUUCCAGGCAAGCCCUGCCCCCCCAUCACCUCUGUAGGCAAAUAUGGCAGCUAUGAGGUGGUGGGUGGCUCCUCUGACAGUUAUCUGGUCCCAGGCAUGACCUACAUCAGGGGCAAAAUCUACCCGGUGGGCCACUUCAUCAAAGAGCACCCCAUCAAAGUCUCUCCAGGGGAUCCCUCCUUUGCAGCCGGGGCCCCCAUCUCUGAGGGCAAAUACUUCUCCAGCAACCCCAUCAUCCCCAGCCAUAGCUCUUCUAGUUCCAACAUCUACCAGUCGGGAGCUUCCUCGGCCAUUGUGUUCCAGCCGGUGGGCUCUGGUGGGGUCCUGCCCUAUGGCGUUGGCUCCAAGGGCUCUAAGGAGCCCUGCUCCCUCUCUAGCUCUGGAGUCCACAGCAGUUCUAGCCUUUCCAGCAGUUCUGGUUCAUCUUUCCAGCCCUGUGGUGGUGUUUCCCAGAGGCCCAGCUCCUCACCAGGCACUGGCUCCUUCAGUGGCAGCUCCAGCUCCCAAUCCCAUGGCAAAAUCAUCCUUCAACCCUGUGGCAGCAAGUCCAGCUCUUCUGGUCACUCUUGCAUUUCUGUCUCCUCCUCAACAUUGAGUAGGGGUCGAGCUGGCUCCUCCCAACAUGACCCCUCAGCUGGUGCCAAGCCCUGUGGCUUUGGCAGCUCUGGAACGAUCCCCUGCCACUCCAUCCGGGACAUCCUAACCCAAGUGAAACCCCUGGGGCCCCAGCUAGCUGACCCUGAAAUUUUCCUACCCCAGGGAGAGUUACCUAACAGUCCAUAAAGCAGAUUUUGCCUACACACAUGUGCAGGCAUACACACACACACACACACACACACACGCACCAUCUCCCAGGUGGGAGAAGUUCAGGAGCCCAGCCAUGGGGGUAGCUCAGUUUUCUUCCACCCUCCCAAGACAGCUGCUCUACUUCCCCCAUUGUCCCAAUGUGGCAGACUCUCCCUUAUCAGCUCUUCUUUCUUUACCUCCCCAAAUUGUAGGCUCCAAAUCCCUUUCCUCAUUCUCUCCUACUGUUUAGAUUCCCAUUGUGCUGCAGUGCCCUCCCUGCCAGAUACCCUCUCCCUAGCAUUUCCUCCGCCAUUUCUUUGAGACAGUAUAGUCCAUUGGCUAACCCUACUCAUUCAGAUUCUUGACUGGGAACCCCCUGAAAUGUCCUACAGUAACUCUGAUGCCUGGACAAGCCAUCCCCUCCCCACCCCCCUCCCCCCACUUUGCCAAAUAAAGCACAAUCCAAACAGUUAUUUGAAAACAGUGACCAUUUUUCACCGGUCUCAUUUCACCAUCUGGUCAACCAGCAUGAUAUCCUGUUGGGUUCUCACACUCCCAAUUCCACUCCCACGCUCCAUUAUAGAGCUCAGCACACCCUUUUUGAGUUCCCAACAUUCCUCUUUGUCUCUCAAGGUCUCCAUCUCAGUCCCCCUUCCUGGCUGUCACUUCCCUCAACGUUCAGAGGCUUCCCUGUGUGUAGGAGAUACCAGGGUAUCUGCAGAGACUGGAGCAGGCUCCCUGCUCUCUCUGGGUCCUGGACAGAUGUGUCAAUAAACUGUGUGAACUGGA
This is a messenger RNA of Delphinapterus leucas (beluga whale), 2401 nucleotides long. RefSeq names its product corneodesmosin (gene CDSN). The record is from RefSeq and is a predicted model, not a curated record. Gene Ontology annotation, biological process: cell-cell adhesion; skin morphogenesis. Lineage: Eukaryota; Metazoa; Chordata; Mammalia; Artiodactyla; Monodontidae. Gene Ontology annotation, molecular function: protein homodimerization activity.